AACCAAAACAUUGCCAGUGGUGGUUAACCAAUAAGCCAGGUUACCAACAGCAAUCUGAUUUACAAACAGAAAAGAAGACUAAAAUGUUUAAAGUGAUUGAAAUGAAACUUUCUUUUAGUUUGACCGUUUUCAUAUGGUUUUUAUUCAGUCACGGUGUGUCUGGUGCUGAUACAGAAGAAGUGUCAGUGUCAGUGAUUGAGGGAGAUUCAGUCACUCUAAACACUGGUAUUGAAAUGACACAGCAGGAGAAGAUGAUAUGGUAUUUUAAAGGCACUCGCAUCGCUCUAAUCAAUGGAGAGCUCAGUAAGACCUGUACAGAUGUUCAGUGUAAUGGAGGAACUGAGCAAUUCAAAGAUCGACUGAAGCUGGACAAUCAGACUGGAUCUCUGACCAUCACAAACACCAAACGCACAGAUGCUGGAGUUUAUGAACUACAGAUCAUCAGUGGGAACAGCAGAAAAAAGAUCUUCACUGUUGCUGUUCAUGGUGUUUUCGGUGUUGGUCCAGAUGGAAAGUCUGCAUGUGUGAUGGAGGGAGAUUCAGUCACUCUACACACUGGUGUUCAAACAAACCAACAAGAGAAAAUUCAUUGGUAUUAUAAAGACAUUCGCAUCGCACUAAUCAAUGGAGAUUUGAGUAAGAUCUGUACAGAUGUUCAGUGUAAUGAAGAUAAUGAGAGAUUCAGAGACAGACUGAAGCUGGAUCAUCAGACUGGAUCUCUGACCAUCACAAACAUCACAGACUCAGACUCUGGAGGAUAUAAACUGAAGAUCAUCAGCAGCAGCAUCAGUGAAAAGAUCUACAAUAUUACCAUCCAUGAUGUUCCUGCUGCUGAACGAGAUGAAAUGAAGAAAAAGUCGGUGAAGGAGGGAGAAUCUGUCACUUUCGACACUCGUGUAAUAAAAAACCCAAAUGAUGUGAUGACGUGGUAUUUUCAUAACAUUCUCAUCGCUGAAAUCACUGGAGAUCAGAGUCAGAUCUGUACAGAUGUUCAGUGUGAAGAGAGAUUCAAAGACAGACUGAAGCUGGAUCAUCAGACUGGAUCUCUGACCAUCACAAACACCAGAAACACUGACUCUGGAGAAUAUAAACUACUGAUCAACAGCGGCAGCAUCAGCAUCAUAAAGACAUUCAGUUCAUUCAUUCAUUCUGUCACUGUUCCAGAUUCAGGUCCGUCUUCAUCUGCUGCAGCAGGAAUGAGUGUUGAGGUUAUUGUAAUUGUUGCUGUUGCUGCUGUUCUGCUUGUGGCUGCAGCAGUUGGUGGUGUGAUUUACUAUCGCCGACAUCAAGGAAAUGGAAACGAGGACAAUCCUGGUGAAAAUCAGAAUGUAGAAGAAGGCUUGCUCCCUCAACAUAAUGGGAUGCAGAAUGGGACGGUUCAUCCUCCAUCAGCUGACAAUUACAUUGAUGUUGUUGAGACAAAAUUGUAACAAUUGUUUUUUUUUUUGAUACUUUUUUUUUAAUUCUCUUUGCUUAGAGAGAAAUAGUCAUGAUAUUUCAGCUGUUAAAGGAUGCUGACAGUAGGGUUGGGUGAUGUCUGUAAAAAGGGGCAUCAGACGAUGUCUGCAGUGAAACAUCAUGAUAGAUGAUGACGUCAGGGUCAGGAAGGAUUGAAUUCAUUGGAAUAAAUUAAAAACUCUCGCUCUGCUCCAUGCCAGUGGACACGCACAUGUGGUGCACGUCUGGAGAAAGAAGGAACGCGCCUGGAGCUGAAAGGGCUUGAAUGAAGGGCAUUUCGCUUUAGAUAAAACUACUAGAGGAUAUAGCGCUGAAAUAUCUUUACCACAGACGGUCCUGAGUGCUUGUGGUGUGAUCUGCACCGCUGUUUUCAUGCGCUGCUCACUUCAACUAGAAACAAACUGGUGCUACCAUUCUGUUUCAUGGUCUGGAUGGAAACAUCCUGGAGUCCGGAUGCAGUCCUCCAUUUGAUUAUCAGUGGUUUAGUUUGAACCACAUGGAAUCAAAAUGCCAGUUCAACAUUGUGAUAUCUGUCAGUAUUGACGAUAGCAUCAUCUAUCAGCCCAACCCUACCGGACAGCAACAGUGCAUGACUGUCUCUCCAUCUUGCCAGUAUUGCCGUUUCUUCAAGUCUUUAGCAGUGGCAUUUACACUAUGAGAUAUGGAUAUGUUUAUGUUUUCAUGUGCUCAUUUCGGUCAAUCUGAAUGAAUCCAAUUUCAAGUUUUGCACAAUUUUGAGCUCUAAACCUUGCAGUUUGUUUUAUAUAUUCAUUUUAUAUGUGCAUGGACCCCUUUCACAGACAUUAUUAACAUUGUAAAUCUGCCCAAUUUUUUUUUUUAGCUUCAUAUUUUUAAAAAAUGUAACGCACAUAUGUAUCGCUUCACUUUGCAUUGUUACUUUGGCAUUAUAUUGUAGAAAAUUGUAAGCAAGCGAUUUUAAUACAACAUGCAACAACAAAUGACUCUCUUCUGAUCAUCAACCUCAAAAACAGUGAAAUGCGAAAAGGGUCCAUUUCAUGUACUCUGAACAAAACUUAAAUAAAUGCGCAAUUCAGUUUUUUAUUUUUUAUUUUAGUCCGACUUUAGUGUUUACCCGAUGGAAAUUGAAUUCAGAUGAAGCUCAUUCAGAUUGACUGAGGUGUUUACAGGAUGGUUUUGCUAGCCAGUUGAGCCAUUGAUCAGUUUACAAUCCAGGAUUCAUUUGGGUGCACUUCAAUGUGAUUUUGACAUCUCAAAUGUUUGUUUACGUUCAUUUAUAACUGGCUGUGAACUAGGGCUGUCACUAACAAUUACUUUGGGAUUCAAGUAAUUGGUCCAUUAUUCUGGCGAUUUGAGUAUUCGGAUCUUUUUUUUGUGGUAAUACAAAUAGACCUAAGUGAACAAUAGCCUUUAAAAUGACUUAAAAUGUUACUACUUGUUUCCUUAACAUUUGCGUAAAGAGAAAAUGGUUUAAUCUGUUACAUUCCACUGUACCGCCUGUGGUGCCUUUCAAAAGAGACCAAAACUAUGCAUAUAUUACAAAUGGUUCAAGAACAGCAUGCAAUUUACUUUGGAUAUGCCUUUUAAGGCAUUUUUAGGCAAAUUUUACAGGAAUGCCAAGGGGUUAAAAACUUAAAAAUAAUGUUUUGAAUAUUAAGAAAACAUUCAGAAAUAACAUCUUUGUAAUUAAAUGACAAUGCUAGCAAAACGUUCUUAGAACCAUUUUGUUUUUAACUAAGGUAUUCUUGUUGAAAGUGUUUGAAUAUGUUUAAUACUAAUUUAACCAUCAAACCUCACUUGUUCAACUGUAAACUGACUUUUUAAAAGAAAUACUUGAAAUAUUGAACAUUUCACAGUCCACACUUUUGCUUGCUUGAUUGUUUGUUUGUUACAAAGAAAGGCAGUUCAGGAGUUGAUCCAUGACAUAUCACCAUUGUGACCUUGAUCAAACUCUAAAUCCUCAGGAAACAGCUUGUAAUAACAGCACUGAAAGACACUGUAAAGAAGUAGCAACAUCACGCCAAAUGUGUUAAUGCCAUGUGUUUUUGUAAUGUAUUUUUAUUUAUAUGUAAUAUACAUAUAUUUAUUAUUAUUAUUAUUUGCAUCAUUCAUCAUGGCUUAACUAUUACUGCCAUCUUCACAAGCCUUUUCCUGGUGCUACACAUGCAAAUGAUGUUUUAAACUCAUUUAAUGUUUGUUUACUG
Molecule: messenger RNA, 3641 nt
Organism: Megalobrama amblycephala (Wuchang bream)
Lineage: Eukaryota; Metazoa; Chordata; Actinopteri; Cypriniformes; Xenocyprididae
Exons: 7
Coding region: 84-1430 (448 amino acids)
Source: RefSeq, a predicted model, not a curated record